GUGACCCCGCCCCUUCCCCGUUCCGGUCCCGAACCGGCGCCGCUCCCGCAGCCGCUCCCAGUGCUCCCAGUAACGCCCUGGUGUCCUCCCAGUAACCCCUCCCAGUACUCCCAGUAACCCCUCCCAGUACUCCCAGUAACCCCUCCCAGCACUCCCAGUACCCCCUCCCAGCGCUCCCAGCGCCUCCCAGUUUGGCACCAUGUUCCUGGUGAAGGGGUUACUGGGCGGUGGGGGCGGGGGCGGUGGGGGGGGUCUCCCCGCGGGCAUCGGCUCCGUUUUGGGGGGGCUCCUGAGCGGGGGAGGGGGCGGUGGGGGCGGCGCCGGGGGAGCCAUGGGGGUCCUGGGAGGAGUCAUCAGUGCCAUCAGCGAAGCCGCCGCCCACUACAACCCCGAGCCCCCCCCCCCCCGUGCUCACAUCUCCACGGUCGACGCCAACGAGAGCGAGGAGGUUCGGCAGUUCCGGCGCCUCUUCACCCAGCUGGCCGGGGAGGACAUGGAGGUGAGCCCCACCGAGCUCAUGAACAUCCUCAACAGGGUCGUCACCCGCCACCCCGACCUGAAGACGGAUGGAUUUGGGCUGGACACGUGCCGGAGCAUGGUGGCGGUCAUGGAUAGCGACACCACCGGGAAAUUGGGAUUUGAGGAGUUCAAAUAUCUCUGGAAUAACAUCAAGAAGUGGCAGUGCGUGUACAAAGAAUUCGACGCCGAUCGCUCGGGGACCAUCGGGCCCCAGGAGCUGCCAGGGGCCUUUGAGGCCGCAGGAUUUCGGCUGCCCCCCGCACUUUGGGGGGUUUUGGGGCGUCGUUACGGGGACGAGGGGGGGAACCUGGAUUUUGACAACUUCAUCAGCUGCCUCGUGCGCCUGGACGCCAUGUUCCGUGCCUUCAAGUCCCUGGACCGGGAUGGGUCGGGGCAGAUCCGUGUCAGCCUCCAGGAGUGGCUCCAGCUCACCAUGUACUCGUGAUGGGACCUUCCAGGACCUUCCAGGACCCCAAAAAAUCCCCCCGGACACUCCAGGACCCCAAAAAUCCUCCUGGACCCUCCAACUGCACCCCCAGCCCCCCCCCCCCCCGCCCUAAAUCUGCACUCCCCCUCCCCAAAUAAACACCCCCCACCCCUCCA
Messenger RNA from Cinclus cinclus, 1122 nucleotides. RefSeq names its product calpain small subunit 1 (gene CAPNS1). Lineage: Eukaryota; Metazoa; Chordata; Aves; Passeriformes; Cinclidae. Bases 200 to 964 code for a protein of 254 amino acids. The record is from RefSeq and is a predicted model, not a curated record. Gene Ontology annotation, molecular function: calcium ion binding. The transcript has 11 exons.